UUGAAGGAAUACGUUUGCAGAACGACUUCGGGAACGUUUCGCUGAAGUAGUGUGGACUUUACAAUCUUUUCCAUCGCCGUCCGGGAAUACUAUCUAUGCUUCUAUUACUGUAAUUAUUCGUUGAAAGGGUUAUCAAACUAUACGCAGAAAUGUCUAUUGGAGUUCCAAUCAAGAUUUUACACGAAGCAGAGGGACACGUUAUAACUUUAGAAACUCUCAAUGGAGAAGUAUACAGAGGCAAACUUAUUGAGGCUGAAGAUAACAUGAACUGUCAAUUGUCGAACAUUACUGUUACAACGAGAGAUGGAAAAGUAUCGUUACUGGAGCAAGUAUUUAUUCGCGGUAGUAAAAUUCGAUUUCUGAUCUUACCAGAUAUGUUAAAAAAUGCGCCCAUGUUUAAGAAAAUGACACAAAAAGGAUCCAGUGGUACUGGAGCGGCAGGACGAGGAAAAUCAGCUAUAUUAAGAGCACAAGCUGCUGCAAGAGGGCGAGGUGGCAGAGGAGGUGGUCCUCCAGGAAGAGGAGGCAAUGUUUUCCAGCGAAGAAAGUAGAUCAAUCUAUAACCAGCAUGUUUUAUUUGAUAGCAUCAUAUACUUAGAAGCGAGGAAGAAGUAGUUGGGUGUUGCACCGAUUUUUGAGGAGUUUGUUGUAAAUAUUACAUGAUGUCAAUGUUGUCUUAUCUUUUACUCUGUAAAAUACUAAUUCAAAUUGAAAUAAAAUUGUAAAGUUUCUACA
Molecule: messenger RNA, 735 nt
Organism: Actinia tenebrosa (Australian red waratah sea anemone)
Lineage: Eukaryota; Metazoa; Cnidaria; Anthozoa; Actiniaria; Actiniidae
Product: small nuclear ribonucleoprotein Sm D3
Biological process (GO): RNA processing; spliceosomal snRNP assembly
Cellular component (GO): spliceosomal complex
Molecular function (GO): RNA binding
Source: RefSeq, a predicted model, not a curated record